AACAACAAUCACUGACGUCACCAAUUUCUGUUUCACCGCGGGGAAGAGUGUUUAAGGUAAAUUUUUGCUGUUUUUUCGUAUCUUAUCGAUACUUUCUUUGUUUUGUUUUGUCUGUACUUUCUUAAGGACCGAUUAAGCAUUUUUUCAUAAAUCUGUGUUUUAUAUUAUCCUUUAACCUAUCGGACCAUUAAAAUUCAGGUUUGCCUAAUCAAUAACUACGCCCGUCGGUAUAAAAUCAUCCGUACUUUUCAGUUAACAUUACAUCUGAACCAUGUUGAGUGAUAAAAAAAAAAGUUGUAACUGAUAAAGAGCGUAUUACCCUUUUCCAGGUGUAGGAAAACGAUACUAUAAUAAUGUUUGUGGAACAGUUGAUGCUUAGAAUCCAUUGUUUAAUGGAGAUGGAUUUUUUUUGUUGUCUAGGCUAUAGAUUUUUUAAUAGUUUAUAAGUCAAUAAAGGCGAUUGACCGAACGAAUUGUUUUGCUCUGAAAAAAGGAAAGAAAGCGUGACAAAGUGGUAUUUUCGAUGAUGCAUCGCGAAAAUAUCCCGUUUAUUCAACGUGGUGUUAAUAAGCCAUAUACUUGAAAGGGGUGUAAAAGAGGAAACAACUUAUACGUAUAAACUAAUAUCGAGUGGUAUAGGGAGAAGGGUAGAACCAAAAAGAGACAAAAAAAACUGUAUAAUUUAUUCAGCAGGUGGGCGUUUGCGGUAAAUUGAGUGCACCUUCUGACGAGUUUGUCAUUUCAUGAUAGAGCCAAUGUAUACGCUAUCAAUAACCGGCGAGUUUUAAAGAUACACUUUUCGACCUUUAGCUCUGCUUGUUCUUUGUAAGGAUAGAGCUUAUUUUUUUGCCAAGAUUAACUGAUUAUUUUCACUUAGUUGUUCUUAGGCGAAAAUCAAACCAAUUAUUAAACGUUCUUCGAAUAAAGAAAGAUUUGCUGAUAAUAGAUUGUCUAACUUACUGACUGCGUAACCUAUUUACCGCUUUUUAUGUAAAUAAAACAUAUUUCUGCAGGCAGUCGAUAAGAGAUGAGAGAAUAUAAACUUGUUGUACUUGGCAGCGGUGGAGUUGGAAAGAGUGCAUUGACAGUACAGUUCGUCCAAGGAAUAUUCGUUGAAAAAUAUGACCCGACUAUAGAAGACUCCUACAGAAAACAUGUCGAAAUUGACGGGCAGCAAUGUAUGCUUGAAAUACUUGAUACUGCAGGAACUGAACAAUUUACGGCCAUGAGAGAUUUGUAUAUGAAAAAUGGACAAGGUUUCCUUCUAGUUUAUAGUAUAACAGCACAAUCGACUUUUGAUGACUUAGAAGACUUGAGGGAACAAAUAUUAAGGGUAAAAGACACGGAUGACGUCCCAAUGGUACUUGUGGGCAAUAAAUGCGAUUUAGAAGACGAAAGAAUGGUUGGAUAUGCCCAAGGAAAGGAAAGAGCUACCAAGUUUAACUGUCAUUUUAUAGAAACGUCAGCCAAAUCGAAAAUAAACGUCGACAAGGUAUGA
Molecule: messenger RNA, 1498 nt
Organism: Dimorphilus gyrociliatus
Lineage: Eukaryota; Metazoa; Annelida; Polychaeta; Dinophilidae
Source: the annotation of a GenBank genome assembly